AUGAGAACUCUGGUUACUGAGCUGAUUGAGCCUUCUAUUCAGCGAAUAGGAAAAGAGAAAGAAACUAUCGAAAAAAUAUUGACAAAACAGAAAGAUACAAGAAAAAGAUUGGCUCCAUGUCAAAUGACUGCGGAAAUUUGAUAGUGCAACAUCUCAUAGGGUAGAAUUUGUUUGAAUCAUUUUUGAUAGUGAGACAUUUGACCGAAAAAACUGUUAAAUUUCGACCAAACGGGUACACUAAUUUAAAAAUUUUCAACCAAAAGUACUUCGGUGAAAUGGACACUAUCAAAAAGGCACUAUCAUUGGUAGUGCGCCCAAAAAGAUUGAAAACUGCAGAGUCUUUAUUUGGUUCUGGAGAGCACAAGAGUGGGUGGAUGAUGACUAUUGAAACUCAAAUUCGCUAUUUAGUAGAGAAUUUCGCAGACCAUAAAGAAGAAAUCAAAAACGCUUUAAGUCUCUCAAAAAGGCAAUUUGAUGAUUUGAUUAUUCAAUUUAAAACUGUCAAAAACAGCUUUGCUGAAUUAGAUGUCAAAGUUAAGGAAAAUAACGAAACAAUUUCAGCAUUGGACAGCAAAUUAGACUCGAAUUAUAAAACUCUUACUGAAUAUUUAGAUGCUAGUAAGCAAGAUCUGAAAGAAACAUACGAUAAUAUGAUGGCUGCAACUAUGAGGUCUCAAAAAACUGCAGAAAGUGCAAGCACAAGAGUCAGCGAUAUUCAUUCUCGUAUAAAUGAUUUGUCAACUUAUCAAGAAAAGCUUUCUUCUGCACAAAGAGAGUUUGCUAUCCAGAUUCAAAAAAUCCAGCAAGAAAAAUGCUCCGUCGAGCAACUAUUAACGGAAACGCAUAAGCAUUCGUCAAGAAUCGAAGAAGCUUAUACAGUGAAUAGACGCUUGGAAGAUCAAUUUAUUGAGCUUAUUCGCUAUAUUGAUAUUUAUUUGCCAGACGAAGUUCAGAUUUCAGUUUCAGAUAAUCUUUAUACCUUCUUAGACGACGUUCAAAUGAUUAAAUGAAUCCAGUUUGAGGAAGAGCGUAGGAAGGAUAUAACUCCUUCUCCAUGAGCAAACAAAAAAAUUUUUUCCCGAAAUUUAAUAAAUCCCAAUUCGCGAAAAUUGAAAAGCGAAAAUUAAUUUAAUUUGCAAAAUUUAUGUUUCAAAUGCAAGGUGUUUAAAAUCCAACAAUUAGCUAGUGAUUUCAUUAUAUUAAUUAUCAUUUCUAUAUCCAAAUAUUAUUUCAUCAUAAAAAAUUUUAUUGCACAAGAGGGAAAAAAAUAAGGGUCUUCCAAUUGUUUGUUCGCUCAAAGAGAGAGGAUAGAGUAAGGAAAAAAGCCACAGAUUUUGACAAUCAUAGCAAUUUGAGAGGAAUAAUGAGAAAAGCUGUUGAAAAUGCCAAAAGAUCGGACACCAGAACUGAGGAAAUUCGAUAUGGGCUGCUAAAACUAAGACAUCAGACAAUAGAAGAACAAAAGCCAAAAGAAGAAGAAAUUAAGCAGCCGAAAGAGAUUUUUAAAAGAUCACAGCCAAAAAAUGAAGAACCUUCUAAAGAAGAUAUGAAAACAGUCAAAAAAUUUUUCCUUGAUGAUGACACAUGAAGAAAAGCAAUUUCAGAUGAGAUAAAACUAAUGAGAGAACUGAUUUCACAUGAGCAGCUUAAAAUCGAAACUUCAAGCAAAGAAAUUGUGAAUAUCAAAAUUGAGAUGAAAGCGAAGUUCGAUGAAAUGAAAAUUGAUAUUGAAGUAAUGCAAAAUGAGUACGUUGAUCUAGAUAAAAGAAUUAAAUCAGCUGAUCUUAUUGUGGAGAAAGGCAAUGCAGAGCUUCGAAAUAAAGUGAAUUCUGUUAAUGAGCAGUUAAAAGAGCUCGGAAAAAUAAUCCCUAAUUUAGUAGAAUUCGACUUGAUGGCCUGCUCUGCGCUUUUGUAUAGCAAUGAAGAUGAAGGAAUAAACAGCAAAGAAAUCUCUCCAAAAAAUAAAGAAACUAGAGAGAGCACAAUAAAUUUACCAUCAAUUAGCUCAAAAAGAUCCUCAUACCUAGAGGUAGAGGGCUUAAAACCUAGCUCUCAACUGCCGAAGCUAGAUAUAACAAAAUUAAUAGCAGGCUAUUUUAGCUCAGCCCAAUGCAAAUUUGAGAAUACAAUUUAUUCUCGAAAAUCACUUAUAGAUAAAAUGGAAAAUUUGAUUAGGCCUAUAUGAUUCUCAAUUUUCUCACAGAUACCAGAAAUGAUUGCCAAAAAGCAUUUUAAAAAAGGGAAUAAAUCAAAGCACAGACAAAAUUUAAGCUUUUCUGUUAGCAAAGAUGCUGAUAAUGUUUAA
Blepharisma stoltei is the source of this 2305-nucleotide messenger RNA. Lineage: Eukaryota; Ciliophora; Heterotrichea; Heterotrichida; Blepharismidae. The record is from the annotation of a GenBank genome assembly.